Messenger RNA from Neopsephotus bourkii (Bourke's parrot), 5311 nucleotides. It is a transcript of the gene USP4, whose product is annotated as ubiquitin specific peptidase 4. Gene Ontology annotation, molecular function: cysteine-type deubiquitinase activity. Lineage: Eukaryota; Metazoa; Chordata; Aves; Psittaciformes; Psittacidae. Gene Ontology annotation, biological process: protein deubiquitination. The record is from RefSeq and is a predicted model, not a curated record. The transcript has 22 exons. The coding region runs from base 1 to 2883 and encodes 960 amino acids.
AUGCGUACGCGGGCCGACAUCCGCCCGCGCCAGGGCUCACGCACCGACAUGGCGGCGGCCGAGGGUGGCGGCGGUGGUAGUGGGGUGCGGCCGGACGUCGCGGUGCAACGGGCAGAGCUGGGGCCGCUGCUGGCUACAGCCCUCAGGCCCGGGGAGUCCUGGUACUUGGUGGACAACCGUUGGUUUAAGCAGUGGAAGAAGUACGUAGGCUUCGACAGCUGGGACAUGUUCGGCGUGGGUGAUCCCAGCCUCUUCCCUGGGCCUGUUGACAACUCGGAGCUCUUUGGCGAUCCAAAAACUCAGAGUUUAAAAGAACACCUCAUUGAUGAGCUAGAUUAUGUGUUGGUUCCAACCGAAGCCUGGGAUAAGCUAGUGAUGUGGUAUGGCUGCAUGGAUGGACAGCAACCUAUUGUGAGAAAAGUAGUGGAAUAUGGUCUGUUUGUGAAGCACUAUAAGGUUGAAGUUUAUCUUCUUGAGCUGAAACUGUGUGAGAGCAGUGAUCCUGACAAUGUAAUCAGCUGUCACUUUAGCAAAGCCGAUACUGUUGCUACCAUCGAGAAAGAAAUGAGAAAACUAUUUAAUAUCCCUGCUGAGAAGGAAACUAGGUUAUGGAACAGGUAUAUGAGUAACACUUACGAGCAGCUCUGCAAGCUGGAUAGCACAGUCCAAGAUGCAGGGCUCUAUCAGGGUCAGAUGGUUCUAAUAGAAGUGAAAAAUGAAGAUGGCACGUGGCCUGGACAGCAUAUGUUGGCAAAAUCAAGCACUGCAACUAGCAGAAGCUUUACUACCUCUUCAAAAUCAUCAGCAAGUUCUUAUUCCUCAGUGUCUGCCACUUCUGUCAUUACUAACGGUGAUAGCAGUAACUCCUAUGGACUGAACAGCUCCCACCUGGGCAGGGGAGGUUCUGGAUUUGUCUGUAACUCUUACAGCUGCAGGGAUAAUCCUUCUCUGUCACAACCUGGACUCUGUGGGCUCAGUAACCUUGGAAAUACCUGCUUCAUGAAUUCUGCAUUACAGUGUCUAAGCAAUACCCCUCCUCUGACUGACUAUUUUCUGGAGGACAAGUACGAAGCUGAAAUAAAUCAGAACAAUCCACUGGGGAUGAGAGGAGAAAUUGCAGAAGCCUACGCAGAGCUCAUUAAACAGAUGUGGUCUGGAAGACAGUCACAUGUGGCACCACGUAUGUUUAAAACACAGGUUGGCAGAUUUGCCCCUCAGUUUUCGGGAUACCAGCAGCAAGAUUCCCAGGAGCUCUUGGCUUUUCUUCUAGAUGGCUUGCAUGAGGAUUUGAACAGAGUGAAGAAGAAGCCCUACUUGGAGCUGAAGGAUGCCAAUGGCAGACCUGAUUCGGCAGUGGCAAAAGAGGCCUGGGAGAAUCAUAGGCUGAGGAAUGAUUCUAUCAUUGUGGAUAUUUUUCAUGGUCUUUUCAAAUCUACUCUUGUUUGUCCCAAAUGCUCUAAAGUUUCUGUGACCUUUGAUCCCUUCUGUUAUUUAACCCUUCCAUUGCCCUUGAGGAGAGAUCGUCUCAUGGAAGUCACCUUGGUAUAUGCAGACCCACAGCGUAGGCCUGUCCAGUACCGGGUUGUGGUGCCGAUGAUGGGGGCCAUCUCCGAUCUGUGUGAAUCGCUUUCCAGACUUUCUGGUGUUCCUGCAGAAAAUAUGGUGGUGACAGACGUGUAUAAUCAUCGGUUCCACAAAAUCUUCCAAAUGGAUGAAGGUUUAAAUCAUAUCAUGCCAAAAGACGACAUCUUUGUGUAUGAAGUUUGCAAGCCGAGUGAGGACAGCUCAGAGUAUGUUACUCUCUCUGUUUACUUUCGGGAGAAGACAGUGAGGCAAUCCAGCAAUACUUCAGGGACUGUGCUCUUUGGUCAGCCACUAUUAAUAUCUGUGCCGAAACAUAAGCUCACUGUGGAUCACCUGUACAGUGUGGUUUUGGAGCAGAUCGGCCGCUAUGUGAAACUCCCUUUGGCAGAAGAGUACUCUACCCCCUGCACAGACAAAGGAACCUGCAGUGGCUCAAAUGGUGUGGUUGAAGGUGACAUUGAAGAGAUGGAGCAUCAGGAUGGCGGAGAGGAAGGCAAGGACAAGCUGGCAGAAGCUGAUCCCUGCCACUCUGAGGGUUGUAUGCAGGUUGAGUCAGCAAGAGACCUGCAGCCUUGUAAGAAGCAGCAUUUCACUUUUAGCCUUGUGAAUUCCUCUGGGACCUCUGAGAUAAACUCCAUUGUAGAAGGAAAAAUCUUAAAACUCAAUGCUUUUUCUGCACUUGCUAUUGACUGGGAUUCUGAUACACGGAGGCUACUUUUUGAUGAACAGGAGGCACAGGCAUUUGAAAAACAUGGAAGUAUGUUGCAGCCACAGAAGAAGAAAGCUGUGGUAGCCCUCAGAGACUGCAUAGAGCUCUUCACUACUAUGGAAACACUUGGUGAACAUGACCCAUGGUACUGCCCUAACUGUAAGAAACAUCAACAGGCCACAAAGAAGUUUGAUUUGUGGUCUUUGCCCAGGAUUUUGGUAGUGCAUUUAAAACGUUUCUCAUACAGCAGAUACUGGAGGGAUAAACUUGACACUGUUGUGGAAUUUCCUAUCAGGGGUUUAAACAUGUCUGAAUUUGUCUGCGACCCAAGAGCAGGCUCCUAUAUCUACGACCUCAUUGCAGUUUCCAAUCACUAUGGAGCCAUGGGAGUGGGCCACUACACUGCCUAUGCAAAGAACAAAGUGAAUGACAAGUGGUACUAUUUUGAUGACAGCAGUGUAUCAAUGGCUUCAGAAGACCAAAUAGUGACAAAAGCUGCGUAUGUGCUGUUUUAUCAGCGCCGAAGCAGUGAGGAACAUACUACCCCAUCUCCUCCCCAGGAAGAGUAUGACGGCAUGGAUACCAACUAAGCAUCACCUCCAGCACUCAGCCACCACAUUAGCGGUUGCUCUUCUAAAGCCAUGCCUGAGGCACCUGAAAUUUUUUCUUCCUUCUUGUAGGAGUCAAGCAGAAAAUCUAGCGCUGAGAGAUUGUGUGCUGGGGGUUGCAGAGUAGCACUGGAGAGCCAGGUACUGAUACUUGGGUAUUUAGAGGCCAAAAAUAAUAUAUAUUGGAGCUUCAAUAAAAUUACUUUUAAAAUCUGGCUGAGCUGUAUGGCUAGAGGCAGGGGCCAGGGCUGAGCUGGGGCUGUGGCUGAGAGUUGCAGCUGAGAUUGGGAGAGCACAGCCUGAGCUGGAGGCCAGCUCACAGCUGAGCCUUGUGGGGGCCUGGGGAGCAGUACAGGGGAUAUGAUUCUGUGAAUCAGUGUGGGGGUUUCCUGCUGGCUCUGGUGUUGGUGCUGGGUCAUGCUGGUGUCAGGGCAGUUUGCUGCACCCUGCCUGAAAGCUCAAUUCAAAUCUCUGUACAUCUGGCCUGUCCAUUGCGGUCUCUGCCAUUGUACCUUGGUCACCUUGCGAAGCAGCAAAUGUUUCUCUUUCUUGUGACCCUUCACUGAUAUAUCUAAGGCUUUUCUGGGCAGUUUUGACUGCCUCUUUCAUGUGAACACUGAAUCCUGUAAUGUAACAAACUUUGCUGGAAGCAGAUCAUACCUGCCUAUAGUAUGGUAUGUGUGCAGGUUGAUCUACACAGUGACACAGGACACAGCUGCUCUGCCUCCCAUUCUUCUGCAGAGAAAAUGUCAUAUUUUCGUGGUUGGACAACUUCUUCUCUUCAUCCAUCUACACCCCUUGCUUCCAGGCUGCUCUGUAAGCACUUUUUGCCUCUACCACUACGAUUUGUGCAGUGGCAGUGUUCUUACCCGCCUUUGCUCAUUUAUGUGACUUUUUAGAGCUUUUUCUCCAGCAAAGCUCAGCAAUGUGUCCCCAGAGCUGUCACCUGUGAGGAUGACAGCCCAGCGCAAUGAAUUGUAUGAGUUCUCAGCUUUUUCUCUUGUGACUUUUGGAACUUUUUUGACUACUUGUUCAGCCUUUCUUCUCCUCACUUGAGCACUGCCCUUUAGAUCCUGCACUCCAUCAUCUUCUGGGAGGCUGCAGCUGUGAUGGUUCUGUCUGAGGUCUCCCUUUGCCUCAGCUGUUCAGUAGUUCCACUCCAGCCUUUUGGUACAACUGACAAAUGUUCUUCCCUCUGUCCUCCUUUACCAUCUGUGUUACUUGUAGGACACAAGUCCAGCUUUCUUCUUGAAUGAGGAUCUCUGGUGGGCACUAGAUCAGGUCAGUCCUCAAUGAAGAACUGGUCUUCAGUGUGAGAAAUGGGAAGAAUUUAGAGCUUUAGCCUGUGUUUUCCAGGAAAAGAUCUUGCUCAAGGUGGUGAACCAGACAGGAGGGUUUUUUGUUUUGGAGCCAAGUGUGUUGACAGAAUAAAAGGCUAAGACAGGCUACUGCCCUGCUUUUUCCCCCAGAAUGCAUGCUUAGUGCCACUCAAUCCUCUGUGCACAGUCCCUGUGGCUGCUUUGCUGACAGUGAUCUUCUCUUCUGAUGGUCAGUGGAACAGCAGUCAUCCAUUUAACUCCCAGUAUUUCAGCUCAGCUCCCUUUUCUGCAGCUCUUGGUGACAAGCCCCAUAGGAAGUUGUUGUGUGCUUGUGUCUGCACCUCUGCUGUGCUGCAGCUGAGCAAAGCCCAGUCAGCUACUGCUAUGUUCUGCUCUAAGCGAUGGGAAGGGAGGAGGGGCACUGAGCAGCCCUUGGCUGGGGCACUGAAAGAUGAGAGAAGGGCUGUCUUUAGCUGGCACACUGGUGUUGUGAUCCUCUUCUGUGGAAUUUUGCUUUUAAAGCAUUGGAAUUUAAAUUUUGAGGUCCUAGUUGCUUCAUUGCUUCUGCUGUUCAGGUUUGGGGGUGGUUUGGGAUUUUUACAACUCUUCAUAUUGUAUUUCUGUGAUUGUUUUUGUUUUUUAACAUGUUACUGAGGGGAGCUUCUGAAAAGCAAUUUUUAAGCUGUAGCACUGCACUGAAUUACUCUUAUCAGCAUGUUUUUAUUCAUUUUAACCCUGAAAGAAGACUACAUGGGCAUUCCAAAAUGGGGAGGAGAGGAAAGGGAGGGGGUAAAAGACCUUUCUAAAAGAAAAUCUAAUCUGAAAUAGCCGUUGUUCUCAUCCUCAUCUCCCCACCUGUGCUGACACCAGCAAACACAUCAGUGAGGAUAAAUCCUUGAUGCCCAGAUGCUGAACAGACUGUCGUACUGCAGAAAAAGUGGCCUAGCUCUUACUUUCUCUGCCCCUGAGCUGGUGGGCUUUGGCUGGUGUGUGUGUGCUGUAAUACCAGACCUGUUUUUUUAGACUAGCACUUUGUAAGUGGCUGGCUCUGUUGUACAAAGAUGAAUAUUAAAGAGUGGUUUGCACUAAAA